AUCUCUGGUAGAACAGGCUUAAUAAAAUCUAUAUUAUUUCCUCCUGGCACAUCUCCUCAUUGGAGGAGUCAGCCAUAAGUAAAGGAAGGAAGGAUAUUAUUUCCUGAAGGAAAUAUAUUUAACACCAAUAGGAGAAACAAAGGUCUCUCGUUGAGGAGGCAGCCAUAAGGAAAGGAAGGAAGAAGGGUCUCUCGUGUCUUUUUUCUAUAGAAUCUGUGACAUAUAACCUGAUUCUUUUGGGAUCAUUCCUUUAGUGUGUACAUGCUUACUACUAGAAUAUUAUAAAAUAAGUUUAAAAUGGCUGAGGCAAUGAAACAAACUGUAGCUGGUAUGCUAAAAGGCAUUGAGAGGUACAAUCCAGAUAAUUUGACAACGUUAGAGAAAUAUGUGGAAAUUCAGUCGCGGGAAAAUGCUUACGAUUUAGAAGCAAAUCUUGCCGUUUUAAAAUUAUAUCAGUUGAAUCCUCAGCGGUUUAAUAUUGAUAUAACGUGUCAAAUAUUACUGAAGGCUCUAACGAAUUUCCCUCAUACUGAUUUUGUAUUGUGUAAAUGUCUCCUAAGUGAGAAAAUUAUGCAAGAAGAACCAAUUAGUCAAAUUAUGUAUCUUGGAGAUGUUUUGGAAAAGUGCAACUUCCAACAUUUUUGGGAACGUGUUGCUAAUAUGUCUGAUCUUUGUGACAAAAUUGUUGGAUUUCAGGAUUCAAUAAGAAAAUUUGUAUGUCAUGUUGUGGGAAUUACUUUUCAAACAAUAGACAAAGGCUUGUUGAUGCAAUUACUCGGUGAAGUUGAUGAUAAUACUGCGAAGCACUGGAUCAAGAAAUAUGGUUGGAAAGAAGAAAGUGAUUCUGUGAUUUUCAUUGCCAAUCAAGAUGAGAAUAUUAAGACAAAAAAUAUCACAGAAAAAAUCGACUUUGAAAAUGUUGCUGGUCUUAUGGCCGCUUGUCUUUAAGAUGAAAAAUAAAGUACUUUGCUAUGAAGCAAACUAAGUUCUUUUUUCUAUUUUUUUAUUAUACAAGAAAUAAAAUCACUGCUAGAGCAGACUUCCAAAUUAUGUGCAUAACAUAGCUUAUGAUUCACUGUUUAAAAACAAGCACAAUGAGAAUGCAAAAGUCAUCUGAGAAAAUAUAUAAUUUAAUAAUGUAUAUUACUAAUCAUAUCAAUGUUCACCCAGAAUUUCUCAGUUUUUCUAAUGGUAUGUACCUGGAGUUGAUUAGCUACUCUCGACAAUUAAACCUCGAUUAACUUUGGUGAAACCGGCCCGAUCUAAGCCUUUCGUUUGAUUAACCUAGACUAGAACUGCAACACUGAACAUCCUAAAGAUUCGAUUUAAUAAAAAAUAUAUUAGUUUGCUGUUAUACUGUUUUAUGGUGCCUGAUCCGGUUUGUACAUCUUCACAACAUUAUUUGUAACAUUUUCUAUUAUUAAAAGUUGUACUUUCUUUA
Cephus cinctus (wheat stem sawfly) is the source of this 1441-nucleotide messenger RNA. RefSeq names its product eukaryotic translation initiation factor 3 subunit K (gene eIF3k). Lineage: Eukaryota; Metazoa; Arthropoda; Insecta; Hymenoptera; Cephidae. Gene Ontology annotation, molecular function: translation initiation factor activity; ribosome binding. Gene Ontology annotation, biological process: regulation of translational initiation. The transcript has 4 exons. The record is from RefSeq and is a predicted model, not a curated record. Gene Ontology annotation, cellular component: eukaryotic translation initiation factor 3 complex; cytoplasm. Bases 298 to 948 code for a protein of 216 amino acids.